Molecule: messenger RNA, 3714 nt
Organism: Letharia lupina
Lineage: Eukaryota; Fungi; Ascomycota; Lecanoromycetes; Lecanorales; Parmeliaceae
Exons: 6
Coding region: 1-3714 (1237 amino acids)
Molecular function (GO): protein binding
Source: RefSeq, a predicted model, not a curated record
AUGUCACAAAGCUACGCCACUCAAGAUGCCACGAAGAUAUGCACCAAAGACACUGUCAAGGCUACAGGUCUCAAUAUUUGGGCCAGCGGUGAGCACAGUGGUAACGGACCCGAAGUAGAUGUUAUUGCAGUUCAAGGUCUUGCUGGUGAUAAAUACUACACAUGGGUUCGGAAACCUGAUGCGAGGCCUACGAGACGUUGUUGCUUCAGUUUUCAAGGCCACCGGAGGAAUGCUCAGGCUGACGCACUUCCCAAUGGUGUUCGAGCGACAUCCGACAGGACCGACACAGCGGAAGUUAUGUGGCUUCGCGACUUCUUGCCGGGUCUAAUUCCAACUGCGCGGAUUGCGACAUACAGCUACGAAUCAGACUGGCUCAAAGGGAACGUCAAAACAAAUCUACGCAAAUGUGGAGAGCAGUUGCUCAACGUGCUUCGUCAGAAUCGCUCAACCGAGAAGGAGGGUCGACGGCCACUGGUAUUCAUUGGACAUAGCCUCGGAGGUCUGAUCAUUAAACAGGCGCUAGUGCUGGCCGACCAUGGUGAUACUUUCAGAGACAUUCGGUUGUCCACGGCUGGGAUCAUCUUUCUUGGAACACCACAUGCAGGAAGCGAGGCCGCAGUGUAUGGUGUCCGGCUGGCUCAGGCAGUGGGACACGAUAAGACGUUACUCAAGUCUCUGACAAGGAAUAGCACUGCUCUUCACGGUAUUGCGCGGGACUUUGAGGCGAGCUAUAGUGAUAAUGAUAUCGUUUGCUUUUACGAAAACAAAGACAAGGCGUACGGACCCUGGAAGACCCAGUUUGUUGAUCAUCAGUCAGCCUCCUUGCUCGGGAAAAGAGAAAUUUAUCUCUCUACGGAUCACAGUGGGUUGAACAAAUUCUAUAGCUCCGAAGAUGAAAAUUUCCUCUUGGUGAGGCCAGAGAUCCAGAGAAUGGUUCAGAAGGCACCUCAAAGGAGCGAGGAACGAUAUCGAUCACACACCGUGGGUACCGAAAAAGCACAGGGACUCCGAGAUCGCCAAGAGGACCAAGAGACGCUAUUACGCCAGACUUUUGCGUCAGAUUACAAGAGUGAUAAAGACCUGGUCUCAGAGAGGGUCCCCGGUACCUGCGAGUGGUUCUUCGAGGAUGAUAGAUUCUUGGAGUGGCGUGAUAGUAACACUUCAAGACUUCUCUGGGUCUCCGCGGGUCCCGGAUGCGGAAAGUCAGUGUUAGCGCGGGCCCUAAUUGAUGAUAGAAGGGUCUGCACAAAUACCAUGGCCUCAACCGUCUGCUAUUUCUUCUUCAAGGAUGGUCAAGAGCAGCGCACACGUGGUGCUAACGCACUCUGUGCUCUACUCCACCAGCUCUUUGAGGACACCACUCUUAUCACUCAUGCGCUCCCCAGUUAUAAAACGUAUGGGAAAAAGCUACGAGACGCAUUCAGCGAUCUGUGGGAGAUACUGGUCAAGUCCGCCCAGGAUCCAAAGGCAGGCGAGAUCAUUUGUGUAUUGGAUGCUUUAGACGAAUGCGAGAAGAACGCAAGGAAGCAGCUUGUAGAGAAGCUUGCCCACUUCUUUUCCCAAGCAGUGUCUUUUCAGAAUACGUCAAUAAAACUCAAGUUCCUCGUUACUAGCCGUCCUUACGAUGAUCUAGAGCAGAGUUUCCGACCGCUUUCGGGUGUCAGCGCAUAUAUGCGUUUUGACGGCGACGAGAAAUCACAGAGGAUCGGCCAGGACAUCAAUUUGGUGAUUGACGCCAAAAUCCCACAUAUUACGGGAGACUUCAGUGAUGAGGACCGCCUACGUAUCUCCAAUCGUUUGAAAGAGAUGGACAACCGCACUUAUCUCUGGCUUUUCCUCACAAUCGAUAUAAUUGAGAACUCUCCGAGCAAUUUCCGCAGGAAGUCGGACAUAGAUUUACUACUAUCCAACCUGCCCUCGGAAAUUUCUGACGCCUAUGAAACGAUUUUGAGUAGGAGUACAGCUAAUACCAAAGCUCGAAUCCUACUUGAACUCAUUAUCGCUGCGACGAGGCCCCUUAGCCUUGAGGAAGCAAAUAUGGCGUUGGCAAUAGCAACUCGUGGAGAAAGUUGCAGAUCACAGAGCGCCCUUGAGUUGUGGCCCCAACAGAGUUUUGCAGCUACUGUCAAAAACAUGUGCGGCCUCUUCGUCAGCGUUCAUGACGGAAAGCUAUUCUUGAUCCAUCAGACUGCAAGAGAAUUCUUGACUAGAACAUCUAAACCGGCUAGUACCAACUCGCACAAAUGGGAAGGACGCUUGGAUAUGGCAGCUGCACAUGGCACAAUGUCCCGAAUCUGUCUCGACUACCUCAAUUUCCAGGACGUUGCUAGUAUCCAUAAAAGCCAUCUAGGUCAAGGUGGCUAUGCCAGAUCAAACAAUGAAUGUUACCUUCUCGACUACGCUGCUAACAAUUGGCCAACUCAUUAUACUUCUCAACCUGCUGAGCUCGCCAAAGUUUCACAACAAGCUGCUAUGAGGCUCUGCAAUAAAUCGUCACUACAAUUAUACUGGUUUGCAAUCUAUUGUGCCUCGACACACAUACCCCCUUCAGGGUGGACCGGAUUAGGGAUUGCGUCUUUUCUUGGGUUCACAUACGUUGCUGAAGGGUUCCUGAAUGAAGGAGCUGAUGUGAACGCUCAAUGUGGAGAAUUGGGUCAUGCAUUGCGGAUGGCGUCGUUGGAAGGUCAUGAUGAAACAGUAGGAAUGUUACUCCGUAGAGGGGCUGACAUCAAUCUUAAAGGUGGUAUUUAUCAUGAAAAUGCACUGGAGGCGGCGUCAGGCAGAGGUCAUGAUCAAGUAGUGCGAGUUUUGCUUGAUAGUGGGGCUACCGAUGUUGAUGGAGAAGCACUAUACGCGGCGUCACGCGGAGGUUUCAUUCGAAUAGUGCAGAUGUUACUUGAUAACAGGCCUGCUGAUAUUGAUGAAAAAGCACUAAAGACGGCGUCAUACAGAGAUCGCAAUCAAAUAGUGCAGAUGCUACUCGACAGUGAGGAUGUUGAUGGAGGAGCACUGAGAGUAGCGUCAGACAGAGGUGAUAAUCAAAUGGUACAGCUGCUACUUGACAGUGGGGCUACUGAUAUUGAUGGAAAAGCACUGAUAGCGGCGUCAGGCAGAGGUCACAAUCAAAUAGUGCAGACACUACUCAACAGUGGGGCUGCUGAUAUUGAUGGAAAAGCACUGUGCGCGGCGUCAUCCAGAGGUUACGAUCGAAUCGUACAGAUGCUACUCAACAGUGGGGCUGCUGAUAUUGAUGGAAAAGCACUGUUAAUAGCGUCACUUGAAGGUUACAAUCAAAUAGUGCAGAUGCUACUCGACAAAGGGGAUAUUUUUAACGCUCAGGGUGAAGCGUAUAACAGAGCACUAUACGCGGCGUCAUCCGAAGGUCAUGAUCAAAUAGUGCAGAUGCUACUCGACAGUGGGGCUGCUGAUAUUGAUGGAAAAGCACUGCGCAAUGCCUCAUAUCGAGGUUUCGAUCGAAUAGUGCAAAAGCUACUGGAAAAAUGGGCUAUUUAUUACGCUCAGGUCGAAGCGUAUGACGAAGCACUGUUGGGGGCGUCAAAUCCCAAGGUCAUGAUCAAGUGGUGCGGAUGCUGCAGAAAGCAAAGGCAUCUGUACGAUAGAACUGCGCUACAUCUUGCCUCUGUCGAAGAAUACAAAGCUCCUGUCAAACAAUUCUUCAGGCUUGCAUCAAAUCAGAGUAUCACCGAGCUGUAA